CAGAAUGCAUUUAUUAAUAUAAUUCUGCAAGACCCUGCAUUCACUAUAUCUGGUCUCCCCGAACCCUGCAUUCACUAUAUCUGGUCUCCCAGGACCCCGCAUUCACUAUAUCUGGUCUCCUCGGACCCUGCAUUCGCUAUAUUCAGUCUCCCCGGACCCUGCAUUCACUAUAUCUGGUCUCCCGGGACCCUGCAUUCACUAUAUCUGGUCUCCUCGGACCCUGCAUUCGCUAUAUUCGGUCUCCCUGGACCCUGCAUUCACUAUGUCUGGUCUCCCAGGACCCUGCAUUCACUAUAUCUGGUCUCCUCGGACUCUGCAUUCGCUAUAUUCGGUCUCCCCGGACCCUGCAUUCACUAUGUCUGGUCUCCCAGGACCCUGCAUUCACUAUAUCUGGUCUCCCCGAACCCUGCAUUCACUAUAUCUGGUCUCCCCGGACCCUGCAUUCACUAUAUCUGGUCUCCCAGGACCCUGCAUUCACUAUAUCUGGUCUCCCCGGACCCUGCAUUCACUAUAUCUGGUCUC
Molecule: messenger RNA, 522 nt
Organism: Staurois parvus
Lineage: Eukaryota; Metazoa; Chordata; Amphibia; Anura; Ranidae
Source: the annotation of a GenBank genome assembly